AAUGCACGUUGUACAGCAUUGUCAAAAAAAAGCCGAAAAUAGUCGAGUAGUAAGUUGUUGUUUUUUAAAGCCCAAUGGCAAUGAAUGCAAAACAUGCGUGACACUGCCCGUGCUGGAGAUAGAUGUGGGUCCAUCCUAUUUGACAACCACUUCAGUAAGAUACUGAAGAGUGUAGAUAAACUGCCUAAUAAAGCCUGGAUCUUUCACAUAGGCCUCCUCAAGGCUAUCCGUUCUGUAUCACACCUGCCCCCGUGGCCAGGAUAACCAGCUGAUGGACAGACACAGGUCCUUAUUAAAGGGGCUGAAUACAUAUGCAAUAGACCGCUAAGUCCCAAUGUGACGGCAGUGUGACUGUCCUCCGGGGAGUACACGCGCCUGCCCCGCACGGCCACAGGCAGCGCUCAGCUGACUGCACAUUAUGACCCCCACGUGUUUCCUGUGAGGGCGGGGCCAGGCGCGUGACAGCCAGUCUCCACAGAAGCACCCAGUCUGGGAUAGGCGGGGCGGGCGGAGGUCGCUCGGUGUCAUGUGAUCACGUCUCGUCUCACAAGCGUUGGUUGGUGUCGUGCAGCUGCAGCCUCCGCCUUGGUGUAAUGGAGUUCCUAUUAGGCAACGCGUUCGCGACGCCGGUGGGGCAGCGGAUCGAAAAAGCCACAGAUGGAUCUCUGCGUACUGAAGAUUGGGCCCUGAACAUGGAGAUAUGUGAUAUUAUCAAUGAGACGGAAGAAGGGCCUAAAGAUGCAAUCCGUGCUCUAAAGAAAAGAAUUGUGGGAAAUAAGAACUUUCAGGAGGUUAUUUUGGCCUUGACGGUACUUGAGGCUUGUGUGAAGAAUUGUGGACACCGAUUCCAUGUACUAGCAGCCAACCAGGAAUUUGUUGAAGGGGUGCUAGUAAGGACGAUCCUGCCUAAAAACAACCCUCCAGCUAUAGUCCACGAUAAGGUGCUUAAUUUGAUACAGGCUUGGGCAGAUGCAUUCCGCAGCAGUCCUGAUCUAACUGGGGUGGUGGCUGUUUAUGAAGACCUGAGACGAAAAGGACUUGAGUUUCCAAUGACAGAUCUGGACACGCUAUCUCCUAUUCAUACUCCUCAGCCUAGUUAUGUCAAACCUGAAGUUGUGCCGCGACCAGAUUUGUCACCACCUAGUACCCUUCAAAGAGGAGGUUCAGUCAGUCACCCCGAGCCACCCCCUUAUUCAGGUCCGGCUCAGACAGGAACUUCCGGCGAUGCUCCGAUAAUCCCCACAGCUGAACAGAUAGCGAAGCUGCACAGUGAAUUGGAGGUGGUGAACGGAAACGUGAAAGUCAUGUCUGAGAUGUUGACUGAAUUGGUUCCCCAGAAGGCGUCACCGUCUGAUUUGGAGUUACUGCAGGAAUUGAACCGUACAUGCCGAUCCAUGCAGCAAAGAGUCCUGGAGCUCAUACCUCGAGUGACCCAUGAACAGCUCACAGAGGAGCUUCUUAUUGUGAAUGACAACCUCAAUAAUGUUUUCCUUCGCUAUGAGAGGUUUGAGAGAAUGUUUGUUGGUCAGACUGGUAGAGCCGCAGAAAACCAGAUUCCAAGCAACAGAGAAGCCUCACCAUCUCUUAUUGACCUAGAGACCACCUCUACAGUGGCCCAAACACCUGCUUCCUCUCUAUCUGCACAGCUAGCCAGUAUCAAUCUGAGUCCUGCGUCUGUGAGUGGAACCCUGAAGUCUCUGGAACAAGGAAAGAAACCAGAAGAUGAUUUUGAUAUGUUUGCACUUACAAGAGGGAGCUCUCUGGCCGAGCAACGCAAGAGUGUUAAAUAUGAGGAUCCUCAAGCGGCAGAAGGACUUGCGGUGGCCCUUGAUACUCGGCAGCAGAACACUGGUGCAAUUCCAGGUACUCAAAACAAUUUCAUGGAUGACAUUGAAAAAUGGCUGUCUGUUGAUGCAGAAGAUGAGAUAGAGGGGGAGGAAGGUGUUACAAGUGAAGAAUUUGAUAAAUUCCUAGAGGAACGAGCAAAGGCAGCAGAUCGUGUUCCCUCAUUGCCUUCUCCUCCAACUGAUGGCCCUAGAGUUGCCUCCAGCACAGGGCGGGAUAAGAAAGAAAAAGAUGAAGACGCUCUCUUUGCCUUGUGAGUCCCUAAAUCUCUGUCUGGAGCUUAUGGACAUCUGGGAAAUCUCACAGACUGCUGUAAAGUGGAAUUGUCCAGUAGGAGACUCUUCUGAAGCAAAGAAUGUUUCCUGUGUUACUUGGAUCUUCUGGAAUAUGGACGCCAUGAGUAACACCAGAUCACACAGCUGUUUUACUCUGUUGAUUUGAUCUCUUGUGAUGUUAGCUAAGAUAGCUACAUGUCCUGAUGCUUAAGACCUUGUUGGUUGGACCUUUUGCUUUCUUCUUGCCUGGAUAAUUGUCUGAAGUGGAGCCAUUGAUUAGCACUACAAACCUGAAGCUAUACGUCCAACAGUCACACCCAACCACCUACAGACUGCACUACUGGAAGGCGUAUCCAACUAAACAUACAAUGGAGUUUGAUCAUAUUAUCACUACCACCUUCCUUAACACCAAAAGUGCCUUCUUGGUCUUGAUUUGCUUUGUUAAAUCUUUUUAUUUUUUAAGUGGUGCCUCGGCUAAGAGGUUUUUCUACAUAUUAGGAGCAGCACGUGGCUAUUCCAGCACUAUAUAUGUUUAGGUACGAGAAAUGAUGGCUACCGGCAGCAUUUACCAUACCUGAGACAGUAACUUUGUGCUAUAAUUAUUCUUAUUCUGCUGUAUUUUUUUCAGACAAAUGUACCCGGCAAUGUAAAACCAUGGAUAUUUUCAUCAUGGUUGCCAUGGCUAUAUUCAGGGGCAUCUACAGUAUAUGUUUCUGUCAUGUAUUUUUUAGUUUUAACAUUCUUAAACCGGACCGGUCACCUUUCCUGACAUGUCUGCUACUUGCAUUCCCCAUGUAAUCACAAUUCUGGAGCAUCUAUCCUUAUGACUCUAUAAUGUGCCAUUCCUCUGUUAUUUUCUGCUAGAAAUUUAUGAAUGAAUUGCCAGCAGCUUGCAGUAAAGGUACAGAAGGGUGUUACCAGUUGGGGGUGUGUCCCUGUACAGCCUGACACCUCCACUACUGGUAACAUCCAGCAGUACCUUUACUGCACACUGCUGGCAAUUUAUUUGUAAACUUUUAGCAGGAAUAAUACAGGAAUGGCAUGACAUAGAGACAUAAGAAUAGAUGCUCCAGAAUCCUGAUGUCCCUUGUUUUAAGGCUUGGAUUUGAUAAGAUUACUUUGAAAACAAAUCCAUCAUAUUUGUUUUGGCCUUAUUAAAAGGGUUUUGUAGGAGGUUAAUAUGGAUGACCAAUCCUUUGGACGAUCAGCUGUUUUCAUAUGCUGCUGUGUGCUGGAACCCAGUAUACAGCAGCUCCUGAACACAGCUCAUCAGCGGGGCUGUCGGGAGUGGGACCCCUUGCUAAUUUGGUAUUGACGACCUAUCCUAAGGAUGCAUCAAUAAUAUAAAGGUGAGGCCCGGGCUACAGUUUUUAAUGACUUUUUCCCAGGAUAAGUCAUCAGUCCCCAGGAUAAGACAUCAGUAUCAGAUCGGCAGCAGUCUGACUCCUGGUACCCAUUGCCAACGGCUGUUUAAAGGGGCAGUGGCACUCCAAUGAGCACUCCGACCUCACGGCUUACCAAGUACAACGCUGUACAUUGUAUAGCAGUCCAGGCCCAUUCUCUUUAACAGGACUGAGCUGCACAUAGUGCAUGUGAGCAAUGAACAUGACGUCACUGACCAAGGAAGAGGCUGAUUGGUGGGGGUGUCGGACUCUCACUUAUCUGAUAUUGAUGACCUAUCCCAAUAAUAGGUCAUCUAUAUCUUGAAACCAGACUACCCCUUUAAACUCUUGGAAAACACCUUUAAGAACAGAAGCUGUGCUGUUAGUGUGCAUAGGGCCUUAAAGAGGACCUGUCAUGGAAUUACCAUUCUGGAGCAUGUUUUAUGCAAUACUUCUAUUAUACCUACUAGAAGUCUACAAAUGGAUUGCCAGCAUUCUGCAAUAAUGGUUCAAUUGGGUGUUACCAGUAGUUUGUGACACACAUCACUGAUUGGAUAGAGUCGACUGUGCAGGGAAAUCGCCCCCCCAACCGAUAUUGCCCAGUUCAACUUUGCAGAUUGUUGGCAAUCCAUUCAUACGCUUUUAGUAGGAAUAAUAGAGGAAUGACUCAAGAUAAAGUUGUAGGAAAAGCGGCUCCAGAAUUGUUAUUACAUUGAUAAAACAACUAGUUACUAAAAGGAGCUUGCCAGGAGAGGUAACGGGUCUUCUCACUAAAUGUAGGUGUCCCUGGAGGUAGCCAUGGCAACCAGAAUCUGCUAUUUUUACUGUUAGCUGCUGUCAGAGCUGAACAAUUGUACAAAUGGAAAUAAAGUUUAGAUUGCAAUAUUGCCUCUCAUUUCAGAAUUAAAAAAAAAAAACACGUUU
Molecule: messenger RNA, 4426 nt
Organism: Bufo gargarizans (Asiatic toad)
Lineage: Eukaryota; Metazoa; Chordata; Amphibia; Anura; Bufonidae
Gene: TOM1
Product: target of myb1 membrane trafficking protein
Exons: 15
Coding region: 594-2102 (502 amino acids)
Biological process (GO): signal transduction
Cellular component (GO): endosome; membrane
Molecular function (GO): phosphatidylinositol binding; clathrin binding; ubiquitin binding
Source: RefSeq, a predicted model, not a curated record